Pleuronectes platessa (European plaice) is the source of this 1400-nucleotide messenger RNA. RefSeq names its product chromosome 7 C11orf58 homolog (gene c7h11orf58). The transcript is spliced from 5 exons. The coding region runs from base 130 to 663 and encodes 177 amino acids. NCBI's taxonomy places the organism in Eukaryota, Metazoa, Chordata, Actinopteri, Pleuronectiformes, Pleuronectidae. The record is from RefSeq and is a predicted model, not a curated record.
AGCACAGAGGCUAGUCAGCCGCACCAGCGAAGAAGAAGACGACACUGAGCGGUGUUGACAAACCCAGCUAGCUUGUGCUAGUUCGGUGAUAUGGUGUUUUAUUGACAUUUUACUGAAGCAUCGUUCAUCAUGAGUUCUCCGGAGGGCAGACACGGAACUAAACGACCCGCUUCUCCGAGUGAAGAUGGAUCUACCCAGUGGUCAGCAGCGGAUCUGGGAAGCAAUGAGAGGAAACAGAAGUUCCUACGGUUGAUGGGCGCGGGCAAGAAAGAACACACAGGACGCCUCAUCAUUGGUGACCACAAGUCUACUUCCCUGUUCCGAAGUGGGCAGGAAGAUAGGCAGAUGAACGAGCAGCUGGAGAUGCAGUACCAGCAGGGCAUGGAUGGGAAGCUGUCCGGCCGGAACCGGAGACACUGCGGCCUGGGUUUCAGUGAGCCUGAGCCAGAGCCAGAUUCGCUCCCUGCUCCACCAGUGGACACUCAGACAGAAGAACCUGAGCCAGUGAAGUCCACCAGUGAAAAAGAGCCCACAGACGCCAAGGACAAAGACUGCAGUCCCGUCAGUAAGGAACAGACCUCAGACCCGGCUGAGAGCGACUCUGACAGCUCGAGCGAGGAACCGAAACACGGCUUCAAAAUGACCUUUGUGAAGUCGGCAUAGGGCCAACGGGAAUUACUUUUUGUAAUCUCCGAUUUGUACAUUUUGACAUUAUUUGUUAAACUGUUGUCCAUCACCCAUCAUUGUAAUUCUUUGACUAUGUGGAAAUGAGUUCUCUACAUAAGCACUCAUCUCAUCGUGGUUCGAUGUUGGCAUAAAAUUCAGUCUUCAGGUUAAUUUGUGUUAGAUCAUGAUUAGAUGCCGAGUGGUCCAGUUGUUAUUUUGUUUAAACAUCAAUAAAGGGAAGUGUCGCUCAGCUGUACUUUCUGUGGAUGCUCUCAGUUCGACCAGUAUCAUGAAGGUUCUGCUGGGGAAAUCCUAAACUGAGCAGAAAUCCUAAUGAAUGAAAUUAUGUAAAAUUUAAAAUCAUCAGAAGGCCUCUGCAGAUUUCCUCUCUACUGAGGUUGUUCAUUUUAUUUUGACAUGUAUGUUGAAACUAUUGACUGAGAGAUGAUAGAAUAUAUUUUACAUUAAACCUGAUAAUGCAGAUAUAUGUAAAUAUUAUGUGUGUAUUAACCAGUGCAGCCAAACGGACAAUAACUUACAAGCCUAAAUUAUUUCACGGUUGUGUACUUCAAACAUAUUUCAUGAGUUUCUUGAAAAAUUAUGAUCUGUCGGAUUUAGAAUUGUAUUUUUAACGAAAAUACCCUGAGGGCGAGAACAGGUGAAUUUCGCUGUAUGUGCAUUUAGACAAGUGUAUUUUGAGUAACUGGGUUGUAAUAAAUAACCUUCAGGCCUAA